Orycteropus afer afer is the source of this 2901-nucleotide messenger RNA. It is a transcript of the gene PTPRN2, whose product is annotated as protein tyrosine phosphatase receptor type N2. The record is from RefSeq and is a predicted model, not a curated record. Gene Ontology annotation, cellular component: secretory granule. Gene Ontology annotation, molecular function: protein tyrosine phosphatase activity. NCBI's taxonomy places the organism in Eukaryota, Metazoa, Chordata, Mammalia, Tubulidentata, Orycteropodidae. Bases 1 to 2901 code for a protein of 966 amino acids. Gene Ontology annotation, biological process: protein dephosphorylation. The transcript has 26 exons.
AUGGGGCCUGUGGGGGAUAGAGUGUUUGGAAGAUGCCAGAGGAUCCCGGUGAUAGACAUAUACCAAUAUGAAGUUUCGCCGGUUGUUCUGCAGCAUCUGAGAGCCACCUUGCAGAAGCUGUCCCUCACAGGUUUCACAUGGCAGGAUGAUUAUACCCAGCAUGUGAUGGCCCAGGAACUCUCAAACCUCCCCAAAAUUUACCUACGACAUCCUGAAGCUUCCACAAGAAAGGCAUCCAACCCUGCCAGGGCCUCAAAACAGAGCAUUGAUAAUGAAAGGAGGUACAACCUGGAAAAUGACAUUACUUUGGCCAAGGCACUUCAUCAAUACCUUCCAUACCUGGGGGUCUUGUCCCAGGCCACGGCUUCAAACAUAUACCCUAGGAUGAAGAAUGACAAACCACCAAUUAAGAGUGAUGAACACUUCCCCGAGAGCGUCCUGACCAACGUGGCUCAAACGUCCAAAGGAAGUAGUUCUGCUCUGACCUAUCCUCCCAUAUCUCGGGGCAAUUACCCAGAGGAUCUGCCGCUACGAACCCUCGGCCCGUUCCAGCCAGAUGAGCUUAGUCCUAAAGUGGACAGCAGCCUGGACACACAGAACCUGAUCGCGGCCCUCAGCGCCUAUGGCGCUCAGAGGCCUGCGCCUCCCGAGGAGGACGACUUGGGGGUGCUGUACCUUCUGCAGGCGCGUUUGAGAGCACUGAGGCCUGUCUCAGCACCCACAGCUUUGCAGAAGUGGCCUUCCGCAUUGGACGAUUCCAAAGAGACCUUCAGCACAGGAGAUGAAGCACUUAUUCAGAAUCUCCUGAAGGACCUGAGAAAGCACCAGGUUAAUGUGGACAAUCUGGGUCUCCUGGAGCUUGAUGAGAUGGCCAAAGUGAUUGCUAAUGCCAUGCAAGGUGGAGAUACCAAAGAGAAUCAGGAGAGCACUGGAAGAGAAGCUGAAGGAAAACCAGGAGAACAGGCAGACAGCUCCAAGGCAGCAUUUUAUGAAAAUGACAAGAAGGGUCCAGAUGAUGAUAAAAUUUAUGAGGAGGUCAAACGCUUAAAUGUCAAACUUGGGGACCUCUUGAAGGAGCACAAGCCCCAAAAGUUGCCUGAAGCUUUCUCUCUUGCAAAGUCCCUUAAAACAGAUAUCAAGAAAUCGGAGGACCCCGAGUCAUCAGAAGAAGAGAAUGUCGGGAUUGAAAAUGUCAAAAGUCAGACUUACUUCAAAGAGCUAUUUGAUAAGAAGCCAAAUUCUGAGCCCAGCGUGGAUAGGCUUGGGGAUUAUCAAAACUGGAAUCCAGGAGCUUUGAAGCAAGAUGAAAGCCUUCAAGUAGAAUCUCAACAGCGCCCAGGUAUGGGCCUGCAAUUAGAAGUCAAAUCUUCUGAUGAGGAGGAAUAUGGCUACAUUGUGACCGAAAACGACCCCCUGAGCCUGGAAAAGGGAAAGAAGUUGAUAGAGGACACAGCACAUCUCCUGAAGGUACCGAUAAGCACUUUUGCAGAUAUCGGUGUCCUUGGGCCUGCUGUGAUGUGGAAAUUAUCAAACAAUAUCAUUAAUAUCACAUGCAAAGACAUUACCAAAUCCAUCAUUGACAAUAAAGACAAACUUGAAGAAACCUCUGGACUGAAAAUUCUUCAAACUGGAAUUGGGGCAAAAAGCAAGCUCAAGCUUCUGCCUCAUCAAGUAGAGCAAGAAGAUUCCACCAAGUUCGUGGUCCUAACCCUGAUCUCCAUUGCAUGCAUCAUUGGGGUCCUCUUGGCUUCAGGGGUCAUCUACUGCCUGCGCCAUAGCUCUCACUACAAACUGAAGGAGAAGCUCUCAGGACUAGGGGGGGACCCGGGCUCAGAUGCCACCACUGCUUACCAGGAGCUGUGUCGGCAGCGCAUGGCCGUGAGGUCUUCAGAGCGCCCGGAGCCCCUGCACACUUCCCGUAUCAAUAGUGUCUCCUCUCAGUUCAGUGAUGGGCCGAUGCCCAGCCCCUCGGCUCGGAGCAGCACCUCGUCCUGGUCAGAGGAGCCGGUUCAGUCUAACAUGGACAUCUCCACCGGUCACAUGAUUCUGUCCUACAUGGAAGACCACCUGAAGAACAAGAAUCGCCUGGAGAAAGAGUGGGAAGCGCUAUGUGCCUACCAGGCAGAGCCCAACAGCUCCAUGGUGGCACAGAAGGAAGAGAAUAUGCAGAAGAACCGUUCUUUGGCUGUGCUGACGUAUGAUCACUCCAGGAUACUACUGAAGCCGGAAAACAGCCACAGCAACUCUGACUAUAUCAACGCCAGCCCCAUUAUGGAUCAUGAUCCUAGGAAUCCUGCAUAUAUUGCAACCCAAGGACCACUUCCUGCUACUGUGGCUGAUUUUUGGCAGAUGGUCUGGGAGAGCGGCUGUGUGGUUAUUGUCAUGCUGACGCCCCUCACGGAGAAUGGAGUCAAACAGUGCUACCACUACUGGCCAGAUGAAGGCUCCAACCUCUACCACAUCUAUGAGGUAAAUCUGGUCUCUGAGCAUAUCUGGUGUGAGGAUUUCCUAGUAAGAAGCUUUUAUCUGAAGAAUCUCCAGACCAAUGAGACACGAACCGUCACCCAGUUCCAUUUCCUUAGUUGGUAUGACCAGGGCGUUCCUUCUUCCACGAGGUCGCUUCUGGAUUUCCGCAGAAAAGUAAACAAGUGCUACAGGGGCCGUUCUUGUCCAAUAAUUGUUCAUUGCAGUGACGGUGCAGGAAGAAGCGGCACCUACGUGCUGAUUGACAUGGUUCUCAAUAAGAUGGCCAAAGGUGCUAAAGAGAUUGAUAUUGCGGCGACCCUGGAGCACUUGAGAGACCAGAGACCAGGCAUGGUCCAGACAAAGGAGCAGUUUGAGUUUGCGCUGACCACGGUGGCCGAGGAAGUGAACGCAAUACUCAAGGCCCUUCCACAAUAA